CCCUGAGGAGCAUUAUUACAAUACAGCCUUCUGGCGCUCACCCCCCACAGCUCUGCACUCAUUAGUUGAGGCCAGAGACUCUGUGCAGCAACCAGGAGGAAGCAUCCAGAAGAAGGAGGCUCUGUGGGCUCAGCAAGACUGGAGCUCCAGUCCCGGCCCUGCCACUCCAGUCCUGGACGUGGGGCAAGACUUCUCUGAGCCCCCAUUUCCAUGUGCAGAGAGAGGACAGAGGGCCCUGCAGGCCCAGUCCUGCAUCGGUGGGCGGCCCACUCUCUGGGUGGCCCACUCUCUGGGUGGGUGGGAAGGUGAGCCCAGCCUCACUCGUAACCUCACCUCCGGGAGGGGGUGCGACUGCACAAGGGGGCAGACCAGGGGGCGGGGCCUGGUGGGCCUUGGUUCUGCCUGGGGACUGCAGGGGAGACAGCAGGGGAGCCCCCGCCCAAAGGGAGAGGGACCAAGAGCCAGCCGGGUGCCCCUGGUGCCUGGGCUGGGGGCUGAGGCUCUGACCACCAGCGGCUCCCUCCUCCUCCUCUCUGAGGGGCUGCAGCUGGGCAGGGACUCAUGGCCGCCCACCUCCUCCUGCCUGAGCUGGCCCUGCUGCCGCCCCGCCCCUAGGAUGAGAGAGACUCUCAGAGAACCAGAGAAAAGGAGGGACAGACACCCAGAGACACAGCGACUGACUCCUAAGGAGGACGAGGGCAAGGCCAUGCGUCUGGCCCCGCUGCUGCCCCUGCUGCUGCUGCUGCUGCCGCCGCCAGCAUCUCCACAGGCUGGUCGCUGGGCAGAACCCAGUCCACACUCUGACUUUGGGAUGAACCAACCAAAGAAACUCUCAGCCCCCGAGGGCGGCUCCAUCCACAUCCCCUUCUCCUUCUAUUACCCCUGGGACUUAGACAAGGUUCCCAACGUGAGGAUAUCCUGGAGAUGGAAACAAUUCCAUGGGGAGUUCAUCUACAACACAACCCCGCCUUUCACUCAUAAGAAGUUCAAGAACCGGCUCGUCCUGAACUGGACAGAGGGUUGGAAGGAUGGCUCCCUCCAGAUCCGGAACCUGAGGAGGGAGGACGAGGCGGUGUACUUCUGCCGGGUGGAGUUGAACACACGGCAAAAUGGCAAGAAGAUGUGGCAGUCCAUCGAGGGGACCCAACUCUUCAUCACCCCGGCCACCACCACAACCACUGCCGCCGCCGCCACCACCACCACCACCAUCACAGUUGGCCUCGGGGACUCAGAAGGGAAACAGAGUUCAGAGUCUUGGCCUCUGAGUAUGGGAGCUACAGCUGGGUUGGCACUGGCCGGUGCUGUGCUCAUAACAUUAAUUGUGGGGCUGAUUGUGUACUUCACGUGCAAAAGAAGCAAAGGUCUGCAGACUAAGGCCAGAACCCCAGCCAGGGGAUCCUUCCAAAAUAUGGAGGAGAAAUACGAGAACACUGGGAAUAAAGUGCAACAUACAAACCCCAAACUGGACCCCAAGGAUGAUGGCAUAUGCUAUGCCUCCCUCACCCUCUCCAGCUUGACCUCACCGGCAGCACCUACCUGGCCCCCUCCCCAUAGGGGCCCCCAGGAAGAGACCGUAUACUCUGCCUUAAAGGCCUAAGGAGUAGUACUGAGUGAGGACCUCUUUAGAGUCAGCUGCACACAAAGAUCUGUUUCCUAUUAUCACCACAGCCAGACACAGACGAUGCAGAAGCCAGUGGGUGCUGAAGGCCACCAAGGACCUGACAGACACACAGUCACCUGCUCCAAUUCCCUCUUCAAAUUUCUACCCCUUGCCCACAAAAAUAAAAGUACCUGUAGAAUUUGCCUGAAUG
Molecule: messenger RNA, 1811 nt
Organism: Vicugna pacos (alpaca)
Lineage: Eukaryota; Metazoa; Chordata; Mammalia; Artiodactyla; Camelidae
Source: RefSeq, a predicted model, not a curated record